AUGCAGGGGAAGUGGGAGGUGCCCGUACCAAAGGUGCGUGCUCAGGGCGAGACGGAGGUGCUGAAGGUGGUUCGCACGGGGAAGAGGCAGAAGAAGGCCUGGAAGAGGAUGGUCACCAAAGUCUGCUUCGUCGGAGAUGGCUUCACGCGCAAACCGCCCAAAUACGAGCGCUUCAUCAGACCCAUGGGUUUGAGGUUCAAGAAGGCACACGUCACUCACCCUGAGCUGAAGGCCACAUUCUGCCUGCCCAUUCUGGGCGUGAAAAAGAACCCCUCCUCCCCUCUCUACACCACCCUCGGGGUCAUCACCAAGGGAACGGUCAUCGAGGUCAACGUCAGCGAGCUUGGCCUGGUCACCCAGGGCGGCAAAGUCAUCUGGGGGAAAUACGCCCAGGUGACAAACAACCCGGAGAACGAUGGCUGUAUUAACGCAGUGCUGCUGGUAUAACAGAACUCUGCACCACCUAAUGUACUGAUCACAGCCUUGGGCCAGACCACACAGAAUAUCGGCAUUCCCAUCCAGC
Messenger RNA from Electrophorus electricus (electric eel), 523 nucleotides. Its product is annotated as ribosome biogenesis protein NSA2 homolog. The record is from RefSeq and is a predicted model, not a curated record. NCBI's taxonomy places the organism in Eukaryota, Metazoa, Chordata, Actinopteri, Gymnotiformes, Gymnotidae.